GUGUUAAUUGCAAUAAAAUUUCCAGAUAGUAACUAAAAACAAUAUUGAUUUAGUGUUCGUGGCCUCAUAGAUCGACCAUUCUGCAUUAGGUUAAGUUUUAAGUGAAUACAACCAUUCGAACACAUCAAUCAAAAUUUAAGUAAAAUUUACCACAAAAAGCAAACAUGAAUUUUCGUAAACCCCGAGCACGAUCCAGGAGAAACUCAAUGAACGUAGUAUUAAAUACAGAAAAAUGGCGGCAUUACGGCAAAAGGAUGUCGCGACGAGGCACCGACUUCUUAGAAGACGAAACUGAUGAUGAAGAACCAAAAUACAGAGAAAUCAAAGAUUGGGUUCAAGAGUUCUUUGACCGAAAAAGUGAAUGCCUAGACAAAGCAGACCAAGAUGUGGAAGUACAGCUAACAAAGAAACAGACGCUCAUACUAUCCACCUUGGUGCCUGAUGAAAUCCUUCUGAUGGACAAUUUUGAUUCAAGUGAACCGAAACGCUUCGUUGGUGUGCUUUUAAUGGCAGAUGUUUCUGGAUAUACUGCAUUGUCAGAACGUUACAAUAACACUGGAAAAGGCGGCACAUAUCGAUUAACUGUGACAUUGAAUACUUACCUCGGUUCACUCAUUGAAGUGAUUUACGGUCAUGGCGGAGACAUCCUCAAAUUCGCAGGCGAUGCCUUUCUUGCGCUUUGGAAAACAGACAAAAGAACAUUCCUCUGCCACACAAUCCACACAGUAAUCGCAUGCGCUUUAAUCAUUCAACACUCGUAUUCAUCUUAUGAAACUGAUGUAAAAGUAAAUCUGAAAGUGAAACUAGCUAUCUCAGCUGGCAAUUUAAUGUUUGCUCCUAUAGGUGCCGGUAUUGAUAUGAAUUACGUGGUUAUUGGUUUACCGGUUCUAGAAGCUAAAGCUGCUGAGAGUGUUUGUGCCUCAGGAGAAGUUAAAUUAACACCAACCGCAUGGGGACAUUGUUAUUCAAGAAACUAUGAUCAUAUAAUUAACGACAAUGGAUACGUUACUAUAAAAGCUAUUUUAUACGAUCCUCACGAAAAAGACGUCAACAAACCAUUUGUAGGUUUCGGCAAUAUGUUAAGACAAAUAAAAAAGCCAUUUACUGCAAUUGAAAGUCUACCUGAUUCAUUUUGGGAUAUGUCUAAAACAGUUAACAUUACAGAUGUAUUGAAAAAGUAUGAUGUAUUAAACCUUCGUAAAACAAUAUUAUUGUCUGACGAAAAAAAUAUUGGAUCUGAAAUACGCAAAUUUAUGAUACGACCAGUUUUGACGCAAAUUGAUGCUCAUCAACCAUUGGAGUAUCUCACAGAAAUGAGACAAGUUUCGGUCUUAUUUAUGACAUUGAAGCCAGUGGAAUGCCCUUUUCUACAAUUAAUAACCAUUGUCAAUAAUUCUUACCAGAUAACCUGUGAAAUCGUUUACAAAUCAAUGGGAUGUGUCAACAAAAUAAUAUUGUUCGACAAGGACGUUAUGGUGUUAGUGAUCUUUGGAUUGCGAGGGUUCAAACACGAGUCCGAAGCUCAGGCCGCCCUCAAAUGUGCAUAUAAUAUCAAGAAAUCAGUAUCAGCACUUGAUGGAGUGUUAGAGGUGUCUAUUGGUGUCACGACAGGUCAAGUGUACUGUGGAGUCGUUGGACAUCCUUUAAGAAGAGAGUUCACAGUUAUUGGAGCCAUCGUCAAUAAAGCAGCAAGACUUAUGUGCAGUUUUAGAAAUCAAAUCACUUGCGAUGAAACGACUUUUGUAAAAAGCAAAAUGUCUUCAAAUGGAUUUACUUUGCAGCCAAAAACAGAAUUGAAAGGAAUCAAUCAACCUGGAAAAAUAUAUGAAUAUACAGAAGAAAUUAGAGUCAAAGAAUUAUAUGAUAUACCAAUGAUACCUCCGUUAUUAAAUAGAAGUGAUGAAAUGGAAUAUUAUCAAAACUGGUUGAAUGAUAGCCAUUUGUCGUUUAGAGAUUUUGAUGCACUUUUAGUGAUUGGUGAAUCUCGAAUCGGGAAGAGUAGAAUGUUAGAGUGGAUGGCGCGAUACGCUCGUAACAAUUCAUACACUGUUUGUUAUUUGAAUUUAACUUCAAUACAUUCCGCAACCUCGUACUUAGCGUUGAGUCAACUCAUCAAUCAAAUAUUGGGUCUUAAAGAACCAAUAAUGGGAUUUUCUAAAGAAGAACAAAUUGUAAAAUUAUUACAAGUAUAUAACGAGGAUUUGUGUUACUUAAACAAUAUUCUAAAAGUACGUUUUGCGUAUCAUGAAGGAAGUCGUUCUUUAGAUGAAUACAAACGAAAAGAAAAGGCUAAGCAAAUUUUCAGCAAAUUAAUAAAAUCGAUAUCAACAACAUACGUUAUAUUUUUAGAUGAUUUACAAAAUUUAGAUCCAUCUUCAUGGGAGUUUAUAUCACUAAUGUUCAACAGCAUGAAAAUAUUUACUGUUUUAGCAGUUACGCGUGGAAAGUAUGGUUGUAUGCAUGCAUGGCUAUAUAGUGUCUUUAUCAAUAACAAUAUAAGAAAAAUGGUAUUGGGGCCCUUAGCUUCAGUUUGGAUUCCACCUUUAGCAUGUCAAAUAUUAGAUGUUAAUGCAGUCCCAAAUGAUUUAUGUAAUGCCCUCAAAAGUAAAUGUGAAGAUAUGCCUGGACUGGUAGAGAGCUUUAUCCUCCACUUAUUUUCAUCUGGUGCAUUAGAUCUAAAAAAGAUCCCUAAAAAUGAAAUAGAAAAAUGGAGUCAUGAAGAUUUGCAGUUUCCAGACUCAGAAUUAUUGCACCCACAAGCUCUUAAUAUAAACGACCAAGCUACCCUUGACGAAUUAAUUAAAAAAGAUAGUACAGAAGAAGUAGCAAUAUGCAUUGUAACUUGUAAGGAAGAACUAAAUACAAAUAUAAACGUACAAAAUAUAGACGCUUUAAUAAUGAUACAAAUCGAUUCACUGACUCCAUACCAGCAACUUUUACUCAAAAUAGCAUCUGUCAUCGGAAAUAUCGUUUCAAGAGAUCUAUUAGAAAAUAUAAUGUACGACAAUAAUAGAUUAACUACAGCAAAAGCAAUAAAAAGACUAUUUGCCUUAAGAAUAUUAUCAUGCGCAAAUAUAAUAAACAAUAAAUGGCAUCAUCGAGCUAGUUCUAGUAGUAGAAACGUUUCUAACGAUCAAAUAAAUUUAGUAUGUGACUGUCACUUUGAAUACGAUCCAGAAGCAAAUGAAAAUCUUCCGAAAUACUCAUUUUGCAAAGUCAUGAAGUUUAAAAAUAAAAACUCCAGGAAAACUUGCUAUGAACUGUUACCCAUAAAUCAAAAAAAGGAAUUUCAUUCUCGUGUUGUUAACUAUUUACAGAACAAUAAACAAAAAUGUCCUGAUUGUGGCGGAAAUAUAAUGUUGGUCCAAUCCAUGUCCAAUAUUCGUGUAGAUGACAUAUGUAGUUCAAGAAGUUCUAUUAACACAAUAAUGACAGAGAACGACAAUGAAUCAACUGAAUCUGGAGAAAAAGAAUUAGAUAACAUUGAAAUAAAUCAAAAUUCUUUCACUGAGUCUUCCAGUAGUAAAUCUAAUGAUUUAAUUAAAUCUAAGUCGGAUUCAUUAAACAAUAAUAAAUGUGAAAUAACUGAUACCAACAACAAAUGCUAUACAUCAUCGCAAAAUGUUAAUGCAAGUAUCUGCGUACCCAUUCUAAAACUUAGAAAUGAGUCAGAAUAUGUGAGACGAAGGUCAACAAAAAGAGUUACAAUGACGAACAUGCAGUUCAAAAAUAUAAGUUCCUGUGAAAUAGAUAGCAAUAAAAUAUUUGAUAUGUUACGCGAUGUUAUAGAAGCGCAAAACCCUCGAGACUGGCAUAAACUUGGUGCAAUAGAUAGUCUAGAUGAUAUAAAUAACGACAAAGUUAGGGAAUCUUUCAAUAUUCACAUUGAAAAAAAUGUAUCUCUUACUAAUGUAGCCAAGUGCACAUGCGCCGAAUUAAACAUUAAGAUUCACGAACAACUCAUUUACCAUGCACAUCAAGCCGAGCUUAAAUCAAAAGCUAUAGAUUUCUUGAUAAUCUACUGCUAUUUGAAUCUUCUCGCUAACAACUUUGAAAAUGUAUUACCAAAACUAGACGAAGCUGAAACUAUGUGUUUAGAGAACGAAGAAAGUAUUGGAAAAUUCGACGUAAAGAGAUUUUUAGGUAAAAUUCACUCUUUAAGAGCCGCUGCCUUCUUAAUGAAUGGAAAACUUUCCGCUGCAAAAGUAGAGAUAGAAAGAGCAUCCCGAAUAUAUAAAAUUAAUCUACACAAAGUAUCAGAGUUCCUAAAAUUCACACGUUUACUAUCAGUUGUCAAAAUAAAACGUCGAAAAUACCGCGAUCAUGAAAUUCAAAUGAAGUCUGAUUCAGUGUUUUGCCUUAAUAUUGCAACAUUAAUAUUUUCCUCGCUGGGAGAAGAAACAGUAUCGAGGAUUGCAGCUUUUAGAGCUCUUGAAAUCGUACAAAGUAUUGAAUGCCGAGUAGUAGACAUUUGUGAUGCGUAUAGCAACGCUAUACAGGUAGAAUUGGAUCGUGGAAUGCCUGAUGCUACAGCGGAGAUUGAACAACAGGCCAGAAUAUCAUUAAGACAAUUAUCUCGCCCCAUUCAAACUGAUGAGCUAUAUGCUGUGGGAAAAUUGUUUAAUGCCUCUUUUCGAGCUCGAAUGGCAAGAGGUCAACUCGUGGCUACAGUUCGUUCUGGUUUCCGUGCAUUAGCCGUGACUCGAUUCCUUCAAGCAGAUAACAUUUCCUUAGACAUUAUACCUGAUUUAUUUUAUAUUCUUCUUUCAAGACGUCGUAUUGAGGAAGCAAUUGACAUCGUCCAACUUUCGCUUCGUCUUGGAAAAAAUCAUGUUUCACUAGAUAGCGAAACUUGGUACUUCGCUCUUUGCAUUGAUAUGAUUUUAGAUGCAGGAUUUCAGCUGGAACCACCACAUGAAAUAAGUCGGUUUGCAGAAUUUGCCUUAAAUACUGGUAGAUCUGCGGGACAGAGUCGACGGCGUCUUGUCGUAGGGUUAUGGACGUAUUGGCUCAGAGCAAACAUGGAAAAGAAGGCAAAGCGGUUCGAAUCUGAAGCUCUUAGUUGGACAACGGAUGAAGAUGACGAUGGAUCGUUAUCGACAUUAAUAAGCGCUAUGAGACUAGCUGAAGGCAUGUUAGAAAGUUUGGCCCGAAAAGUAGAUGAUUUAAGAAAAGUAGUCGAUCUAAUGGAGUUACGAUCAAUAGCGGACAGAGAAUUGACAAAACUUGAAAAGGAUGUACGCCUACUACGUGUUUUAUAUCCUCGCUGGAUGCUAUUGAAAGCGAAUUCAUUUAAAUUAUCAGGUCGCUUGACUGCAUCUGUUACGUUAUUCAAUCAGGCGUUAGAAGAAGCACGGAAAAUUAAUAAUCGGCUAGAAGAAUCACUGGCUACAGCAGCCCUCUCUAAUUCUGUAUUCUGGGUACAGAGCGCUAGAACUGGCACAUUUGUGAACUGGCGAGAUGGUGCUGAACAUGCCAGAACUUCUUGGCAUCAAUUGAUGUAUAGAAUUACUACCACAAGAGAAGGAUAAGGAAUUUACAAUUUUGUUUAAAAUAUCUAGUUUUUUAAAUAAGUUACAAUGUAACACGCGUACAAUAUCUACCAAUAUACAUCAUAUUAUAAAAUGUAACUGACUGCUAAGAAUAAAUAAAUAUUAGAAUACAUUAAAUUAAGUAAAAAAAUAACAAUUACUUUUUAAAUUCCUAAAAUAUCCCGCAAUUUUCAAUACUUAAUCGAUCCCAAUCUCAAUCUUCGAUCCGAUGCCGAGAAUAAAUCAAUCAAAAUAAGUCACUUAAACAAUGUUAAAAACCUUUCUUAUAAUCUGUCCGUUUUCCCGAUGAACUGAAAAGGAAUCGUUUUUUGAAAACGGCUGCAAAUAGUUCAUAGAUGAUAGGAGUCUAAGAAUUGAAAUAUGCUACGAAUUAUUCAAGUUGACAUUCCAUUGGAUUACAACGGGUGUAAUUUGUCCCUUUGGCACCCAGAACGUAUAUAAUCAGACUAACCAAUAUGUAGAAUGAACAUAGUAUUUCAAAGAACGAAUUUUAGAUGACACAACCAUCUCAUUCGAUUUCACUUUCAAAAAAGUAAUAAUUGAGUUUGAUUCGAUAGCAGAGAGAAAUAACUCGAAUUGAUUAACUCGACUUACAUUGUGGCCAUCACUAUAUUGUGUUGACGAAUUUGACAUUUGACACAUGACAUUGACAAUAUAUUAUAUAGGUAACUUUGUUUGAUAACAAGUUUACGUAGUUCAGUGAUAAACUUUUGCUCACAUUGUAUCAUUUUGCCAAAGUUUUCAAUGUCAUUUAAUCUUA
Messenger RNA from Manduca sexta (tobacco hornworm), 6312 nucleotides. Its product is annotated as adenylate cyclase type 10. Gene Ontology annotation, biological process: intracellular signal transduction; cyclic nucleotide biosynthetic process. The record is from RefSeq and is a predicted model, not a curated record. The coding region runs from base 165 to 5531 and encodes 1788 amino acids. NCBI's taxonomy places the organism in Eukaryota, Metazoa, Arthropoda, Insecta, Lepidoptera, Sphingidae. Gene Ontology annotation, cellular component: cytoplasm. The transcript is spliced from 4 exons. Gene Ontology annotation, molecular function: adenylate cyclase activity.